AUGUUGAAGAUUCAUCCUUCCUCAAUCCGUGCAGAUCUGGUACUGAUAUGUAAUAAAGGUACUGACAAUAAAGAGGAGAGCCCAAAGGCUGGUAGCAAGCCCAAGGUGUCGCUUGUUCAGUUGGCCUCGGCUAUUGUGUUGUUGACGGCUGUGUCGAUUGGUGUGAUUGGCAAAACCAAACCGGGGGUGUUCCUCCGUAUCCCACAAGUCGGCUUUAUUUUCUGGGCCAUCACUGGCAAUCCUGUUCCUCCUUACUUUGAUGAAGGCUGCCUCUACGAAUCCAACUUUAAGCAACAGGUCCAGGAUGGUGACGUUAUCGUUUCUUCUGGUGCCAAAGCGGGCACUCUCUGGUUGCAAAACAUUGUCUUUCUACUGCGUUCCGGUGGAUGGGACGAUUUUGACAGCUUGACCGACACUGGCGGCAGUUGUGAAUUUCUCAUGUACCCGGAACACACCAUGGAACAGCGCCUCCAAGAAGUCCAAGAAAAGCGCAGGAGAAUGCAAGAGCGAGGAAUCCAACACAUGCAACACUUUACGCAUCAAUUCCCAGCUCCUCAUCUGUAUGGACUGGAUCCAGCCAAGAAUCCCAACAUCAAAUACCUUGCCAUAGUCCGACAUGGAAAAGAAGUGGUUCGUUCUAUUCACCCCUUCAUCAAUGGUCACACGGAAGAAUUCCGGACCAUGUGGGGUGGAUUCCCACCCAAAUUCAAGGCACCGCAAGACACACUCAAGUUUUUCAUUCAGGAUGUUCCAGACUUGUAUUUUGGACACUUGUUGGCAUGGUGGAAGGUCAAGGACCUGUCCAAUGUUCUCCUGAUCCAUUUCGCGGACUUGCGCCACAAUCCACGUCAAGUCAUCCAAGACAUAGCCCAAUUUUUGAAUGUCCAAGUCGACGACGAUUUGAUGCAAGUGGUCCUUGACAAAACCAGCCACGAGUACAUGUCAUCGGCCCACAAUCAGCGCACCUUCAAGUACGAGGCCAUUUUUGGAUAUCCUCAUGAAAAACGUAGGCCCUUUGUGCAGGAAGGAGUCCACAUUAGCAAGGAACAGGGUGGACGGUUGGAUAGAGGAGGCGAAUUCUUUACCAAAGAAAUGAGUCAACAGUGGGAGGCGGCCAUGCAACAAUACUUUGGUCAUGAUCCAGUAUUGAUGAAAUUUGCGAACGAGGGAAGUGUGGCAUUGAACAAGAAAGAGGACUGA
Molecule: messenger RNA, 1200 nt
Organism: Seminavis robusta
Lineage: Eukaryota; Bacillariophyta; Bacillariophyceae; Naviculales; Naviculaceae
Source: the annotation of a GenBank genome assembly